UUAAGCCCCCAUUUUCAGACACUCGUAGACUCAAAGAAAGAGGAGACGCAGAGAGAGAGAGAGAGAGAAAAAGAAAAAAGGAGAAGAGAGAGAGCUUGAAGGCGGGUUUGGCGCGCAGAGCUGUGGUGAAGGAAGGAAACAGACGCCGUGAGUUGCAGAGGGAGAUAGAGGAGAGAGAGCGGCGGACAUUGACGGUCGAAUCGAGGGGAUUGGUCCAGAUUUGAGCGAGGUUUGGUUUCGGAGUCUGAAAUUUGGGGUAUUCGUGAAGCUAGUAGAGGAGACAGAUAGGUCAAAAUUGUAGGUGUGUGAAAGAGACGGGUUAUAUAGUGAGGUUUGAGGCGUAAAACCGAUUUGAGGUGUGUGAGAGAGAUAGGAGUGAUUAGAUUGUUUCAGUGGUUGAAGGAAUCGGGGCUCCGGCGAAUAGAUCUCACGGUGUGUGUGAGAGAGGUGGGAGAUUGAUGAGCCUAGUGUCGCAGAUGAGAGAUCUGUGUUGAAGGGCCUUGAAAAAUGACGUCAUCGGAGGUUUCGAUAAAGGACAACGGAGGAAACCAGAGAGGAGGAGAGAGCUUUUCUUCGGGUUUCAGCGACCACAACGACGGCAGGAAUAAUGCCGCGGAGGGGCAGAACGGUCAUUCCACUGUCCCGGCGGCCGGCAGAGAUGCUGAAACUGCACUCUACACGGAGCUGUGGCACGCCUGCGCCGGGCCGCUCGUGACUGUGCCGCGUGAAGGGGAGCGUGUCUUUUAUUUCCCUCAGGGACACAUCGAGCAGGUGGAGGCGUCGACUAAUCAGGUGGCUGACCAGCAGAUGCCAGUGUAUAAUCUUCCACCGAAGAUACUUUGCAAGGUGAUCAAUGUUCAGUUGAAGGCUGAGCCUGACACGGAUGAGGUAUUUGCGCAAGUGACACUACUUCCUGAGCCAACUCAAGAUGAGAAUGCUGUGGAGAAGGAACCUCCCCCACCUCCGCCGCCAAGAUUUCAAGUACAUUCAUUCUGUAAGACCUUAACAGCCUCAGACACGAGCACUCAUGGAGGAUUUUCUGUUCUAAGGCGGCAUGCGGAUGAAUGCCUUCCACAACUGGACAUGUCUCGUCAACCUCCAACCCAGGAGUUGGUUGCCAAAGAUUUACAUGGAAAUGAGUGGCGCUUCCGACAUAUCUUCCGAGGUCAACCAAGGAGGCAUCUGCUUCAAAGUGGUUGGAGUGUUUUCGUUAGCUCCAAGAGGCUUGUUGCAGGGGAUGCAUUUAUAUUUCUAAGGGGUGAAAAUGGGGAGCUCCGUGUUGGUGUUAGACGUGCAAUGCGACAGCAGGGCAAUGUUCCAUCUUCAGUAAUAUCUAGUCACAGCAUGCACCUUGGUGUGCUGGCAACUGCAUGGCAUGCCAUUAUGACAGGAACCAUGUUCACUGUCUACUACAAGCCAAGGACAAGCCCGGCUGAGUUCAUUGUUCCAUUUGAUCAGUACAUGGAGUCUGUGAAAAACAACUAUUCUAUAGGGAUGAGGUUUAAGAUGAGGUUCGAAGGUGAAGAAGCUCCAGAGCAGAGGUUUACUGGCACCAUAAUUGGAAUUGAAGAUGCUGACCCGAAAAGGUGGCGAGAUUCUAAAUGGAGGUCCCUUAAGGUGAGAUGGGAUGAAAAUUCAACCAUACCUCGUCCAGAGAGAGUUUCAUCUUGGAAAAUAGAGCCUGCUCUUGCUCCACCUGCACUAAAUCCUCUUCCCAUGCCACGACCAAAGAGGCCGCGCCCAAACAUGGUUCCCUCUUCUCCAGACUCUUCGGUUCUCACAAGAGAAGUAGGAUCAUCUAAAGUAACGGUAGACCCUGUACUACAAGGAGGUGGGUAUUCAAGGGUAUUGCAAGGUCAAGAAUUCUCGACCUUGCGAGGCAGUUUUGUGGAGAGUGAGUCUGAUACAGCUGAAAAGUCUACUGCAUGGCCAGCUUCGGUUGAUGAUGAGAGGAUUGAUGCAGUGUCUGGUUCAAGAAGAUUUGCUUCCAGUGCAGAUAACUGGAUGCCCUCAGGGAGACAUGAGCCAACCUACACAGAUUUGCUCUCAGGCUUUGGUACUAAUGGUGAUGCCUCACAUGGUAUCUGUCAGCCCUUUGUUGAUCAAGCAGUAGCAUCUGCUAAUUCAAUGAGAAAGCAUUCACUGGAUCAGGAAGGCAAGUUUAACUUGAAUUCAUGGUCCAUGUUACCCUCAUCGCUGUCACUUAGCUUGGACUCUAAUCAGAAGGUUCCUAUUGGCAAUGCAUCUUACCAACCCCAACAGAAUGUUAGAUAUGGUGGAUUGAAUGAUCGUUCUGUUAACCAUGUUCAUAGAGUUGAGCAACCGCAAGGAAAUUGGAUGAUGCCUCCACCACCCCCAUCUCAUUUUGAGAGUCAAGCGAAUGCACGGGAAGUCAUGCCAAAGCAUAUGCCAGUACUGAAACAUGAGCCUGUUAAACCUAAAGAUGGAAGCUGCAAGCUCUUUGGCAUUCCCCUCAUAACACCAGAAACUUCAUCACAGAGACCUGGAAUGAAUGAAUCAGCUCGUCAUAACCAAGCACUUGCCUUGGAGUCUGACCAGAAGUUGGAAAAGUCAAGGGGACUAAAGUCAGUGGAUAAUUUAUUAGCUGUUAAUGAGUCAGAUAAACAAACUUCUCAGCAGCAUGCCAGAGAUGUUCAGGGUAAAGCACAAGGCUCUUCAACUAGGAGUUGCACAAAGGUUCACAAGCAGGGUAUUGCACUUGGUAGGUCCGUUGAUCUUACAAAGUUCAACAACUAUGAUGAACUGAUUGCUGAAUUGGACCAAUUGUUUGAAUUUGGUGGUGAACUAAUGGCCCCAAAAAAGAAUUGGCUGAUUGUUUAUACUGAUGAUGAGGGUGACAUGAUGCUUGUUGGAGAUGAUCCAUGGCAGGAAUUUUGUGGCAUAGUCCGGAAGAUUUUUAUCUACACGAGAGAGGAGGUUCAGAAAAUGAACCCCGGGACCUUAACGUCACUGGGGGAGGAGAACCCAGCAAUGCCUGCUGAGGGUGUGGAUGCAAGAGAGGGGAAGUCUCAGUGACCUUCCUUGAGCAUCUAUGCCUGAGAAGUGUUAGGACUGGUUGUAGGUAUGACUAGAUCUAUUAUUCGACUAGAGAUGCUUUAAGCCAUUUAUCACGGUUUCACUGGUGUUCUGUAGAUUUUUGGGGGGUGAUCAUAUUCACAGUUCUUUUGUCAGAGUGCUAUUAAACUAUUCAGAUAUAUGAACUAAUCGAGAUUGAUGUCAGCUCGUUUCUCUAUUGGACUUCAAGUUCACCUGAUACGUCCCGGGUAGAAGGCACGUGAUUUAUCCAGUUUUGGGCAUGUUUCUGGAGUUAGUAUCUUGAAUUGUCUGCGUUAUAUAGGUAUAGAUAAAUAUUAGUUACACCCUAGUUUCGAGUAAGGUCCUGUGAGACUUGCUUUCUCAAACAAUUCCACCUUGUACAGUUAUCUCCUUAUUUUCCUGCCUUGUAAUAUAAGUACGUGCGCAGAUUGUCUAAUUUUCUGCUUUUCGGGUUGAUGAAGAAAUUAUCUUUAAGUUUUCAGUU
Molecule: messenger RNA, 3541 nt
Organism: Rosa chinensis
Lineage: Eukaryota; Viridiplantae; Streptophyta; Magnoliopsida; Rosales; Rosaceae
Product: auxin response factor 2
Exons: 14
Coding region: 508-3036 (842 amino acids)
Biological process (GO): regulation of DNA-templated transcription; response to hormone
Cellular component (GO): nucleus
Molecular function (GO): DNA binding; protein binding
Source: RefSeq, a predicted model, not a curated record